UGCCACCUGUCAGUGUCCAUCAGUGCCUUGUGUCAGUGCCCAUCAGUGCCACAUCAAUGCCACAUAUCAGUGCCAGUCAGUGCCACCUAUCAGUGUCAGUCAGUGAUACCUAUCAGUGCCAGUCAGUGCCGCCUAACAGUGCCAGUCAGUGUAGCCUAACAGUGCCAGUCAGUGCUGCCUAUCAGUGCCAUAUAUUAGUGUCAUGUAUCAGUGCUGCCUUUCAGUGCCCAUCAGUGAUGCCUGUCAAUGCCCAUCAGUGCCACCUACCAGUGCCUCCUCAUCAGUGCCCAUUAGUGCCACCUAUCAGUGUCCAUCAG
Molecule: messenger RNA, 317 nt
Organism: Staurois parvus
Lineage: Eukaryota; Metazoa; Chordata; Amphibia; Anura; Ranidae
Source: the annotation of a GenBank genome assembly